Nematolebias whitei (Rio pearlfish) is the source of this 2616-nucleotide messenger RNA. It is a transcript of the gene ccdc80l2, whose product is annotated as coiled-coil domain containing 80 like 2. Bases 215 to 2470 code for a protein of 751 amino acids. The transcript is spliced from 12 exons. NCBI's taxonomy places the organism in Eukaryota, Metazoa, Chordata, Actinopteri, Cyprinodontiformes, Rivulidae. The record is from RefSeq and is a predicted model, not a curated record.
GCUGCAACGUUCAGAGGAGCUCUGAUUUUGGAUUCAGAUUAUGGAAACUUCUCAGAUGGACGUUUGAUUGAUUUUUCUUAUUAUUGUUGUUUUUUGUUUUUUUUUUCUUCACUGGCAAAGCUUUCCCGUUCGUCUCGGAUGUAGCAAAAACUUCCCAAGAGCUAGCUGCGUUGAGAACACUACAAAUGUGUUUUUGUGUUCCAGAUGAGAAUUUAUGAGCUUUGGAAUCGUUCCAAUGUAUCACCGAUUCGAUUCAUCCAUCAUGUCAGGAAAGAUGUUUCGUUUUCCUACCUCACACUAUCUGAUGUUAGCUGCUCUGUGGAGUCUCCUAAGCCUGGGUUCGCUUACCACCUGGCCAGGCAUUCCUGGAAGCAAAGCAAAGGAUCAGUUGGACCCGAAUGUGAGAGACUGGGGGGACUACUCAGAUAUCCCUGAUGGGAUCCAACAUGGACUGGGACUGGAAGAGGACAGAGAACCUGAAGACAACAGGGGUGCUGGAGAACCUUCAUCGCAUUUGGCUCCGGAGCUGGACUUUUUGGCGGACUUAGCAGGUAAAAAGCGUCUAUGGGUGAUAACAGCUGCAUCACACAAUGACCACUAUCUUCAGAUGAUGGAGAAACAGUUGGAGGACAUGGAGCAAAAAGGGCUGAACUGCCGUCUGGCAGAAAGAGACACCUUCAUCAUUACCAUCAUCCAGAAUGCCAUGAUGGAAGGGCGAAUCCAGAAAACCACUUUUCAAGGCGAUGCCAUAGUGGAGAGCCUGGAUCCUGACACAGUCACCAAACUGCUUCACUACCUGGAUCUUACCAGCCAAGAUCAAACUUUCACCAUGCUGGUUAUGAAGAAGAACCUCCAGGUCACUGAGCGCUUCCCCUAUCCAGUUCGAGUUGAGGCAAUUUUUGAGUUGAUUGAUCGGUUCCCCAUGAGGAAGCUGGAGAAGAUGACCAGAAAAGGAUCUAACCUAAGGUGUAAAACGACUAAAAAGAAGGUGGUUGCCAAACGAAAAAAGAUUGUUAAAAAGAUGGUGCUGAACUCUCAGAGUGGAGGAAACAUGACCACGUCGGUGCCUUCACAAAGGAAAACUUUGGACAAAAAAGCUGUGGUGAAGAGUAAAAUCCAGGACAUACUGAAUGGUCGGUCGAGGUUUGUGAUCCGUAAGGUAGCUGCUGGAUCAACAAAAGGAAAGGAGUUGAGCAGUAACCCCUGGGGAACCUCUGAAAUGUCCAGUCUGCCUUCUGCUCCAAAAAGUAACGAGGAAGUAAAAACAGACAAGCCUUCAACCACUGUCGAUGAAAAAAAGAAACAAAAUGGAGGGACAAACCCUGAAGAUAAAGUUGAAGCGAAUGAAAAAGUUGAUUCCCAAAAAAAAGAGAGCCCAAAGAAAAAGGGCAAAGGGAAGAAAGCAAAGAAAGGGAAAGGGAGAGGGAAAAAGUCAAACAAAGAAGUUAGUGAAGAGGAUAAAGUGAUCAUGGGGACGUUUUUGAACAGUUUAAGUGGGUCCAGAAGGCUGAUGCUGAUCUCAACGCCGAGCAGAGAUGCAACACUGUUCAUCCAGCAGACUGAGGAGAACGAGAAACAACGCUGUGAACUGGCUCUCAGGAAGAUCACCGUGGCAACCAUCGUGGGCGAAGGAAGUGACGCCACCAUUAAUCUGCAGCAUCAUCAGCUCGAGUCAGAGUCUUCUCCCAGCGACUUAUCAGAGUCCAUCUUAGACCCUCGUCUGAUCCCACUGUUGAGAGCAGAGCUCGGCUUGUCGUCUUCAGACCUUUUUUCUAUGACAGUCACAGAUUAUGACAUCAAGCCCAAAAGGGUUUUUGAGGCCCCUCCAUCGAGUCCAGAUUUGUUCGGGUACAUUGACAACUUUUCUUCAAGGCAUUCGGAGAAGGAGAAAGAAAGGAGGAGUCCUCCAGUUUGUGCCAAAGAUAUUCAGGAGCCUGUGGUGGAGGAUUCACUGUUCAGAUUCAUUUCCAAACGAAGACUGCUGUUGAUCUCUGCUCCUGCUGAGGAUGACUACUUUUUCCAGCAGCAGAUUUCUGCUCUCAGUGGACAGGAGUGUAGCCUCGGUAUUCGUCACUUUGCCAUGUUAAAGCUGACUGGAAAUGGAGAAAAGGCAUCAGGAACUGUUGAGCUAUUACCUCUAAAUGGUCGUAGUCAGAGUGAGACUGAGCCGUUGUCUCGUGACAUGGUCAACAACCUGAGAGAGCAGCUUAAGAUCAGUAAGGACUAUUUCAGCAUGCUGGUCGUGGGGAAGGAUGGCGAUGUCAAGGCAUGGUUCCCUUCACCUUUGUGGUCCCUAGAGAACAUCUAUGACCUGGUGGACUCGUUGGAGCGUCGCCUCCAGGAGGCAAAGCUGCAGGAGAGGUUGGGGAUCCACUGCCCCGAUGACAGAGGAAGAGGAGGCAGUGAGGAGGGCCACUAUCCUGGUUAUGACGAAGAUGGGGCAGAAGAGGCACGCGUGUUAAACAGAUAAAGUUUAGGCAUCUGUUGAACAGAACUUUAAAAAAAGACAAAAACGAUGGAAUACUUUCAAAAAUGAAAGCACAUGCUCAACAUUCAACUGUACAAUAAAAUGGCUGAAGCCAGAGAUUUUUUUUUUUUCUGUUUGGCAACAUCUCU